Molecule: messenger RNA, 3106 nt
Organism: Branchiostoma floridae (Florida lancelet)
Lineage: Eukaryota; Metazoa; Chordata; Leptocardii; Amphioxiformes; Branchiostomatidae
Product: ras-related C3 botulinum toxin substrate 1
Exons: 6
Coding region: 138-716 (192 amino acids)
Biological process (GO): regulation of actin cytoskeleton organization; small GTPase-mediated signal transduction; regulation of cell shape
Cellular component (GO): cytoplasmic vesicle; plasma membrane; cytoskeleton
Molecular function (GO): protein kinase binding; GTPase activity; GTP binding
Source: RefSeq, a predicted model, not a curated record
AACUUGGUACGGUCUGGGUGUGUCGGGUCAACUCUGACCGCCAUAUUGAUCAUCAUCAUCAAACCUGUCUGUUUCUGCCCGGGGUUUGGACUUUUCCUCCUGUUGAAGAAAACAGAGUUUUCUCUAAAACAAGGACAAUGCAGGCCAUCAAAUGUGUUGUUGUCGGCGACGGCGCUGUGGGUAAAACAUGCCUGCUGAUCAGCUACACGACCAACGCCUUUCCGGGCGAGUACAUUCCUACCGUGUUUGACAACUACUCGGCAAACGUGAUGGUGGACGGCAAGCCCAUCAACCUGGGACUGUGGGAUACCGCCGGGCAAGAGGACUACGACAGGUUACGCCCACUGUCCUAUCCUCAGACUGAUGUUUUCCUGAUCUGUUUCUCCCUCAUCAGCCCUGCAUCCUUUGAGAAUGUCCGUGCCAAGUGGUACCCUGAGGUCUCCCACCACUGUCCCAACACACCCAUCAUCCUGGUGGGGACCAAGCUGGACCUGCGCGACGACAAGGAGACCAUUGAGAAGCUUCGGGAGAAGAAGCUGGCUCCCAUCACCUACCCACAGGGCCUGUCUAUGUGCAAGGAGAUCAGUGCUGUGAAGUAUCUGGAAUGCUCUGCUCUGACCCAGAAAGGACUGAAGACAGUUUUUGACGAAGCCAUCCGUGCUGUGCUGUGUCCACCCAAGGUCCCCAGGAAAAAGAAAAAGUGCAGAAUCUUGUAAACUACUACACCUGGCUGUAGAGAAGCAUGUGUGGUUGGAGUUUUUCUGUGCUGUGAUUUUAAGUGAUAGCCAGUAGGAUAUCCUUAAGGAAUUUUCAAAAUCCCAAGAGCCAAAUUGAAAUGAUAGUACUAGUUUUGCAUGUUUGUUUCUUACAAUUUUCCCAAGUUGUGUUUGUCAGUCACACUCAGUAAUGUAGCAACUAAAACAGAAUCUAAGCAUUCAAAACAGUAGACAGAAAAUGGAGAAUCCUCCAGGUUGUCACUUGGCACAGCACUGUAGAAAAUGGGCAAAAGGCAUAGUGCUCAACAUUUCACCCUCAACUCAAAAGUGAUGAACAUGGUACAUGUUUUUUUUUCCUAGUAUACCAAUGAAGACUGUAUGCAAAAUGUUCAGUUCACAAUUCAUAUAAAAAUGCAAUUAGAAGUGUCCCCCUUACAUAUAUCUGUUCUGAUCAACAUGUUUUAUAUGGACUGCUGUAUCAUUUAAAAGAUGGGUGAGUACAUGUACAUGCCUGGAAAUUUGUAUGGUAAAGUUUGAGAGGUGAAUGUUGGCACAGAAUAUUUCUAGACAUUGUGCCACUUUUUUGGCUCAUUGCACAUCUCUAACUUGCUUUUCAAGAAGGUUGACCCCAAUUCAAAGCAACAACAAAUAAAAACAUCUGGGAAUUUUGGCUCAUCAAAGCAUUUUUAAGAAAAGCAGUAAAAAUGUCAGUGUGUUGGUCCCAUCUGCAAAUCAGAAAGCUUUUUCUCUCUUAAUUACAAUUUAGAAAAGUUAAGCAAUGGGAAGGUGGUAUUGGCUAUGCUAUGGUUGUUAGUUUAUCAAUAUAUAUAUAUAUAUAUGCUAAUUGUUGAAAAGUCUGAUUGUCAGAAGUCUGAUUGUAGAGAGUUGUUGGCUUUGUGAGAUUUAAAAUGAUAGUUAUCUGAAAACAUACAUUGAGAGUUGCAGAGUGGCUGGAUCAUGGAUUGUUUUCACCAGAUCACAGCCUCAGAUCUUCCUGCAUGCAGAUCAGACCUGACAUGGAUCGCAUGAUGGCUGUAGCGUAUGUAGAAGACUUAAGUAGUAAACUUUAGACCAUGAGAUUUCUCAGAACAUGCAUCACUGAAAAUAUGUGACUUUUAAUCACAAGCAAAACUGAUCUUAGAAUGGCCAUUUAUUCAGGUUAUACUUCAGGUCAUAUGUUUAUAAUACCCAGUUUUGUGCAAGAUUUGAAAUAACUUAAAAUCAGUCUUUAAGUUUAAAAUGUGCAUUUAUGUUCAGAGUCCUCAUUUAAAAUUUCUUUACGGUUUGUGUGUAUUUUUCAACGUCUAGCAGAACCCAUUCCCACAGCAGUAGUACCAAGUGAAUAGUGCAGUGUUGAAUACAGUCCAUGUGUGUGGAACCUAGGAUGCAUCAGAGGGCUUGGUUAUAUUGCUGUACUGUUGUCAUGCGAGGAACAUUGAAUGAUUAAAGCUUUGGAUCAACUAUACUUUAAAAUUCAAUAUAGAGUAGUGUUUAAAUGUGAAAGGCUGAUAAUGUCCCUAGUGUUAGAAAAUGAGUCAACCCAUAGUUACUAUGUUCCACGGUCCACAGGUCCAUGGUGAUAGUCCAAAUAAGACCAACUUUUUGGCAAUCCCUCAGGGGCAGAGGCAUUUUUAGAAAUACCACACAAGGGAAAAUUCAUUCUUGUGCUUGUAAAUAAAAAAUAGCUGAUCUGAUCUGUAGAUGUAGUGAUACUGCACUUAAGAUGAAUUGGUUACAUUGAAAGUGAUGUAAAAAGAUAUAGGAGUAAAUACCAUUAAGUCUUACAUGUGACGAGUGACAUUUUUUGUGUACUGGUAAUAAUCUUUUCACAAAAAGUGGAAAGGGAAAAUUUUGGCCUUACCCUUUUUUUACCAGGAGUGUGGUCAUUGUAUGUCACAAGACCCUACUGGUUACAUUUGUCUAAUUCCAUUUUGUUCCAACAUCAUGGUGUAGACCAUUACAUAGUGCUACUGGAAGAAUAAUCAGACAUCUAAUUGACAUCAUGUUAAGAAUGAAUGUAAUAUGUGUGCAUUUUGCAACAUUUCAUUACAAGGAAAAUGAGACUGAUGUAUAGAAGAGGUGCAAGUUACAUUUGUACAAGUAGCCCUGAAGUAUACUGAUUCUAACAUGCUGAAAUCAUUUUAAAUCAUUUACGUGUAGCAAAUCAAAAGCAUUGUACCUACUAGAGACAAUACUUAUAUAAUAGCCAGCACUGUUGCAUUUCUUGUCCUCUAGAAAUAAGUUCAACUUGUUUGCAAGUGCAUUGGGGAAAAUGAUAUGGUCAACAUUGCCUUACAAUGGUUGAUGCACUCAUUGCAGCAAACAGAAACAUCCAUCUUUAAAUUUUUUUUAUAGUAGAAAUUUGGAAAUAAAGGUAACACUGAAUAGGG